Messenger RNA from Uncinocarpus reesii 1704, 414 nucleotides. RefSeq lists its product as uncharacterized. The record is from RefSeq and is a predicted model, not a curated record. Lineage: Eukaryota; Fungi; Ascomycota; Eurotiomycetes; Onygenales; Onygenaceae. The transcript is spliced from 2 exons. The coding region runs from base 1 to 414 and encodes 137 amino acids.
AUGACUAAGCAGUCACAUGCCGGCUACGGUUGGCGGGAGUGUCCACUGACGUCCGUCCCCCAGCCAUCAUCAUCGACAACCGCCAGCGACAAAGCGCCCGUGAUAUCAACUGCUGGAUGCCAACAUACCCGUUUCCCGCUCAAAACUGGGGAACUGCAUAGUCUUGCUCGACCAUUCUUGACGCCUCAAUUCCAAAGCUUUUUCCCUCUCCAGUUACGCAGCUAUGGUGAGUCGCAGCUCCCUGCUAACGAACGACUGAACUUGCAGCUCGGCCGCCUGACUCAUUAUGCCUUCGAUGCUGUCCUGAGUACGUUGCCAUCUAUUCUCUUUGUGUCGCUUGUCCGUGAUCGCAUGGGUUCCAGGGAAACCUCCCCGAGUCAUCAACAACUCGAUCGGGCAGCAGUGUUUUGCUAG